CGUAACUGACAUCUUUCUCAACUAGAAGAAGCGCCAAAUCCACAGAUAAAUAUCCUGAUUUGUUUUAUUCGCUGGAACAGAGUCUGAAUUUCGUGAUCAGCCAUGAGUUCAUCUGAUGAGGAAUCCCUGGAGAGGCUGAGUGUUUAUUUCAGCACGUCAGAAUGGUCUCAGCUGUCGUUUUGGGAAAAGAAGAGGUACAAGAGGAUGAAAAGAAACUACCUCUUCAUGCAAUCCAUAGGUCUGUCGUCUCAAGCUCCAGAGUUCAUGAGGAAGAGGGGCGGGACUAAAAGACAGAGGGCCACGCCCCCACCACUGACUGAUAGCAGUGACUCUGAAGAAGAGGAAUGGACACCCAGCAUGGAGAGACCACGACCAGCCUCUCGCUCCUCCAGGCCUCCUACCAGAGUUCCUACUAGACACACGAGACCACAGCCAAGCACCAGCCACUCUGAUAUGGGCAGUGGGGACAGCCAGGCUCCUCAGCCAAUAAGCAGUCAGGGCAGCUGGGACAGCCAGGCUCCUCAGCCAAUCAGAAACACCACUAGCCAGUCUCAAACAAUCAACAGCACUGCUCAAUGUCCUCAGGCCUCAGGGGAGGGUUCAGCACAACAAGCCACAGAGGACAACAAACAGUGUUGUGAAUGA
Molecule: messenger RNA, 645 nt
Organism: Engraulis encrasicolus (European anchovy)
Lineage: Eukaryota; Metazoa; Chordata; Actinopteri; Clupeiformes; Engraulidae
Product: histone-lysine N-methyltransferase PRDM9-like
Exons: 7
Coding region: 103-645 (180 amino acids)
Biological process (GO): regulation of DNA-templated transcription
Source: RefSeq, a predicted model, not a curated record